Betta splendens (Siamese fighting fish) is the source of this 2580-nucleotide messenger RNA. RefSeq names its product SURP and G patch domain containing 1 (gene sugp1). The coding region runs from base 186 to 2093 and encodes 635 amino acids. The transcript has 14 exons. Gene Ontology annotation, molecular function: RNA binding. Lineage: Eukaryota; Metazoa; Chordata; Actinopteri; Anabantiformes; Osphronemidae. The record is from RefSeq and is a predicted model, not a curated record. Gene Ontology annotation, cellular component: nucleoplasm. Gene Ontology annotation, biological process: RNA processing.
UAGAAAGAUGACCAAGAACCAAGAAGAACACUUCCGGUGGAAAUUGGGCUGUUUAUUAGCUUCUGUAGCUUUUAUUUUGGAAAACAACGGAAGUUGUGUUUUUGUGUUAGCUUGAGCAUAGUUUUUAAGUGAACAGCGAAAGGCCCUCAAUCUUGUUUGUGAAAUAUCUUUUUCUAACUGCGAACAUGGACCAUGGCGAUGCAGGGCGAGGAGGAUGGAAGUCCAAGACUGUCCAGACACAGAAAAACAAAAUGAACAUGAAUAUCCUUCGCCAAGAAAAGCUUAUAGCUCAAAAGAAGAAGGAGAUUGAGGAAAGAUUGGCAGAGAAAGCCAAAACAAAUGUACAAACAACUGAAAAGCACGAGGCUCCAAGUUCUCCCAGUCUUCAAGGACCAUCCUCAAACAAGUUUGUAAAUGAUGGAAGUUUCCUACAGCAGUUCAUGAAGAUGCAGAAGGACAGCCCCAACAGUGCAUCUGGUUCCAGUGACAUCAAAACACCAUUAUCCCCAUCUUCAUCGUCGGGAGGAAAUGCAGUUCAAAAAAAGAGCAUUCUUAUUGGAAAGCGCCCGGGCCUUGGUUUCAGUAGUAUGCUUAAUCAGUUCAAAAAUUACUCACAGCCCAAGAAGAAUGUUGUUCUCAACCAGAGGCCAAGUGUGUUUUGUUCUCCGGAUGGUGAAGAUGAGGAGGAAGAACCGGAUUACUCCAAAUUCUUAGAUAUGAAAGUUUCUCCCCCAGAGGAUUCAGACGCCAGACUCAUUAUCGAUAAGAUGGCCUCUUUUGUGGCAGAGGGUGGGGUUGAACUGGAAAAAAAAGCCAAGGAGGACUACAAGGACAAUCCUGUUUUCUUAUUUUUAUAUGAUAAAAGCAGCUUGGAGCAUCUCUACUACAAAAAGAGAGUUGCAGAAUUGAGAAAGGACUUGCUAAGACUAGAGAAUACUUCAGAUAAAGUCUCCCCCCCAGUGGACGCGGAAACCCAGCAGGUGGCUGAGAAGCUGGCCAGAUUUGUGGCGGAGGGUGGCCCUGAGGUGGAAGCCAUCGCUGCAGAGCGAAACAGAGACAACCCAGCUUUCAGCUUUUUGUACGAUCACCAAAGUCCAGCCUACCACUACUACAAAGAAAAAUUAGAGGAGUAUGUUUCAACAGCCUCCCAGAGUUCUUCAGUUUCAGCAGCAGAAUCAAGGACAGAAAUUCUGAGACAACCUCCACCACAGUUUCAAGGAAUUUCCCCACAGCUGAAAACAGCAUGUCAACCACAGAUUCAGGAAUCAGAACCACCACCCGUCAAACGGAAAAGAAAGAGCAGAUGGGGGUCUGAAGAUGACAAAGUCGAGUUGCCCCUUCCUUCCAUUGUUGUUCCUCAGGAGAUUAAUGUUCCCGAUCCUAAUGCACCCUCUCUUUCUGCCCAGGAGCUGAGAGGUCUUGGUUAUAAGAAGGGGAAGCCUCUUGGUCUAGUUGGCGUGACUGAACUAUCUGAGGACCAGAAGAAACAACUGAAAGAGCAACAAGAGAUGCAAGAGAUGUACGACUUGAUCAUGAAGCACAAGCGUACAAUGGCAGAAAUGCAAUUGAUGUGGGACAAGGCUAUAAGAGAUCACCAACACGAAUAUGACAGUGAUGAAGACGUGGACCACGACGGCACCUGGGAGCAUCGUCUCCGAAAGAUGGAAAUGGAGAAGACGCGGGAAUGGGCAGAGUCGCUGACAGAAAUGGGUAAAGGCAAACACUUUAUCGGCGACUUUCUGCCUCCGGAAGAACUUGAGAAGUUCAUGGAGACAUUUAAAGCACUCAAGGAAGGUCGAGACCCAGACUACUCUGAAUACAAAGAGUUUAAGUUGACAGUAGAAAAUCUUGGUUUCCGAAUGCUCAUGAAAAUGGGUUGGAAGGAAGGUGAAGGCCUUGGCAGCGAUGGACAGGGUAUCAAGGCUCCUGUCAACAAGGGAACGACAGCUAUGAAUGGAGCAGGGUUAGGAAUCGACCGUCCAGCUGAACUCACAAAAGCUGACGAUGAAUAUGAUGCUUUUAGGAAGAGGAUGAUGCUAGCUUACCGCUUCAGACCCAAUCCAUUGAAUAAUCCACGGAGGCCGUAUUACUAAUGUAAAGAACUGUUCUUGUUUAUACUUCUUGUUGUUUAUUAUAACCAAAAGCUGGUUUCUCCAGUUGCCACAGCUCUGCACAGUGGUGAAAUGGAUUCUGUUGCACAGUAGAACGUUUGAACAUUGAAGUGUGUGAAGUUUGAAAAUGGUAGAAAGCUUGGUGGCCAUGAUUUUAGAAAUUUGAGUAGAAAAAAAAAUUUUUUUAUCACUUUAGUUGUUAUGAUUUUGGUACAUUUCAAUUGAAUGCUGUAACCAUUUAAAAUAUAAAGAUCUACAUUACCCGACAUCUUAUUAUGUUAUUGUUUUGUUUUCCCUUGACAGGUUAACUUGACUUUACAAUUCCAGCUUAUUACCACAGUUCAGUAUUGGUACAGAAUCUUGUGCAUAAUUCUCAUACUGAGUCAUUUUCUUCACUGAGCAAUAACAUUUUGCUUUCUUUUGUUGUAUUCAUCAGUGUUCUCAAUAAAAAUGACCACUUGCUGAAAAA